AUGACCAACCCUCAAGCCAACAUGACCAACCCGCCAGCCAACACUACCAACCAACCCGCCAGCCAACACUACCAACCAACCCGCCAGCCAACACACCCAACCCUCCAGCUAACACAACCAACCCUCCAGCCAACACCACCAACCUGCCAGCAAACACUACCAACCCAACCAGCCAACACCACCAACCCUCCAGCCAGCGCUACCAACCCUCCAGCCAACACUACGACCUCACCAGCCAACGAUAACAACCCGCCAGCCAACACUAACAAUGCGCCAGCCAAGACCCCCAACCCUCCAGCCAACACCCCCAACCCUCCAGCCAGCACUACCAAUCCUCCAGACAGCACUACCAACCCACCAGCCAACACUACCAAACCACCAGCCAACACCACAAACCCUCCAGCCAACACCACCAACCCGCCAGCCAACACAAGCAAUCCACCAGCCAACACCACCAACAAACCAAAAAAACAGCCAACACCGCAAACCCACCAGCCAGCCAGCCAGCCAACACCACAUUUCCACCAGCCAACAAAUUCAAACUGCCAGCCAACACUACAAACCUACCAACCCUCCAGUCAACACUACCAACCCGCAAGCCAACACUACCAACCAACCAGCCCACACCACCAACCGUCCAAUCCAACACUACCAACCCGCCAGGCAACACCACCAACAUGCCAGCCAGCACUACCAAACCAUCAGGAAACACUACCAUCCCGCCUACCAACCCUCCGAUCCAACACAACCAACCUGCCCCAGCCAACACCACCAACCCACCAGCCAACACUACCAACACGCCAGCAAACACUACCAACCUGCCAACCCACACCACCAAUAAACCAAACAGCCUGCCAAAACCACCAACCCGCCAGCCAACACGACCAACCCGCCAGCCAACACAACCAACCCGCCAGCCAACACCACCAACCCUCCAGCCAACACCACCAACCCUCCAGCCAAGCCAACAAAACCAACCUGGCAGCCAAAACAACCAACCCUCCAGCCACCACAUCCAACCCUCCAGCCAGCACUACCAACCCUCUAGCCAGCACUACCAAUCCUCCAGCCAACACUACCAGCCCUCCAGCCAACACUACCAUCCCGUCAGCCAACACUACCAACCCACCUGCCAACACCACCAACUCUCCUGCCAACUCCACCAACCCUCCAGCCAACUCCACCAACCCUCCAGCCAGCACUACCAACCCUCCAGCCAGCACUACCAACCCUCCAGCCAGCACUACCAAACCUCCAGCCAGCACUACCAACCCACCAGCCAGCCAGCCAACCACACAUACACAUCAGCCAACACAUCCAACCUGCCAGCCAACACUACCAACCUACCAACCCGGAAGCCAACACUACCAACCCGCAAGCCAACACUACCAAACCAUCAGCCAACACUAUCAUCCCACCUACCAGCCCUCCAGCAAACACCACCAACAUGCCAGCCAACACUACCAACCCACACCACCAAGAAACCAAACAGCCUGCCAACACCACCAACCCACCAGCCAACACUACCAACCCCCCAGCCAACACUACCAAUCCGCCAGCCAACACUACCAACAAACCAACCCGCCAUCCAACACCACCAACCCGCCAGCCAACACCACCAACCCGCCAGCCAACACCACCAACCCACACCACCAACCCACCAGCCAACACCACCAACCCACCAGCCAGCACCACCAACCCACCAGCCAACACAAGCAACCCGCCAGCCAAUAG
Molecule: messenger RNA, 1734 nt
Organism: Oncorhynchus nerka (sockeye salmon)
Lineage: Eukaryota; Metazoa; Chordata; Actinopteri; Salmoniformes; Salmonidae
Product: DNA-directed RNA polymerase II subunit RPB1-like
Exons: 1
Coding region: 1-1734 (577 amino acids)
Source: RefSeq, a predicted model, not a curated record